Molecule: messenger RNA, 4332 nt
Organism: Diatraea saccharalis (sugarcane borer)
Lineage: Eukaryota; Metazoa; Arthropoda; Insecta; Lepidoptera; Crambidae
Source: the annotation of a GenBank genome assembly
AUGUAUUCAGGGUUAGAACAAGUGCAAUUUUGUAUAUGGAUGAUAUUAGCACAUGCAAGUGCCGACGUCGAGAAGAACGCAUUCAGAGUCAGUCACCUCUGCGGUAUUCCGUUGCAGCUGCAGUACAGUGACCCCGUGCGUACGCGAGGGAUGGAGACAGCGGGGAGGGAACUAGGUCAGGGCCCCCUCCUACCCACGCCCGGCACCUCACCGAUCGACCGCCAAAUUUUAACGCAUUCGCAAAGAGUUUCCUUAAAAUGUUACUCACAAGAGAACGGCCGUGCGGCGCCGGACCUGACGGCGUCGCCGGGCCGCGCGCCGCCCGGUCUGCCGCAGCCGCCGCGCGCCAAUCACGCACCUCCCUGCGUGCUGCAGCCAGACUUCCGCAAGGUAACAGCCGAAGGAGUUGAUGAGAAAUUUCAAUCGCAUAUUACAGAUCAACAGCAUUCCAAUUCUGCGGUGGAGCGCCGCGGCGAGAUGAUAGUACGAAUCCUCGAAUUGAGACAAGUGGGCCGCAACAAUAUUGAAGCCGCCAAGAAAUUUUUCUCUUUACAGGACGCACGCCACGUAGUUCAACUGGUGGAAAUAGUUAAACGUCCCGGACAGACAUUGGGUUUAUAUAUCAGGGAAGGUGAUGGAGGCGCGCGGACAGACGGUGUGUUUAUUUCGCGUAUCGCAUUGGAGUCCGCCGUCUACAAUAGUGGAUGUCUGAAGGUGGGUGACGAGAUCCUGGCAGUCAACUUGGUCGACGUGAGAAGGAUGUCGCUGGACGAUGUGGUAAUCAUUAUGUCGAUACCAAGGAGGUUACUGCUGUGCACAAGGCAAAGAAAAGGUAAAUCUGGUCCCGGUUCUCCAUCACUGCCGAGGACGGAACACAAACCUCCACCAGUAGUUGUGCUGAAGAGGGACUGUCGGGAUGAUGACGAUAUGCGUGACAUGAGGGACAGGGACAGGGAUAGAGUGGACGGACUCUAUUCACAGCAUGGAACGCUCAGAUCUGGCGGGGGACCAGGGUCGAGCGUAAGACCAGUGGGCGACGGAAGGGAGGAACGAAGCCGACUACAGCUUGGGGCUUUAUCACCAGAUUCAAAUGCACUUGAUCUAUACUAUAACCAUCGCCCCCCAUCGGAUCACUCCACUUGGAGUUAUCGGCCACCGCCUCCGGUAAUAACAGAACAACCAAAAUCACAAGCUACUCACUUUGUACCGUAUGAACGCUCUUACCCGAACACGUUGGAGAGUUUGGCGGAGAAGGUUCACUCUUUAUACCCUGCUGACAGUGGAAGUACUCGUUUCGGCGGACGCGUUCCUCGUUCUGGAUCUGAACAACAGCUUCCAAGAGCUGAGACACAUUCCGAUUUUGGUAGACACUCAUUAUUAAGAUCUAGCUUAAAAGCAUCCGCCGCAGCUGGAAGCGGAGCCAGCUUAUCAAGAUAUAAUCAACGUUUUGGUGGGGUCGGAAUGCCUGGAACUGGCCUAUCGGGAAGUGGACUUACGAGUAGUGGAUUGGGUGGAACCGGAUUAGGAGGACCCGGGUUACCUUCAGGACUUUCCUCCACAGGACUCAGUGGUUUAACGAGUUCAAGCCUGGUUGGCUCUGGGCUAACUAGUUCUGGAUUAGGAAGUGGAUUAAGCGGUACUGGUUUAGGGCCCUCGCUUAGCGGAGGUUACGGUACAACUGGGUUAGGGCUACCUUCGUAUAGUACGAAAUUCGGUACCUCGAGACGAAACCGAAGCUUGGACUAUUCGUCAGAUACAGAAGCUACAGCUCCAACACGAACUCCUUACUACUCAGGAUUGAGUGGUUACAGAAGUAGUACCCUAGGCAGAGAUAUAGGCUCAAAGUUUAAUUCACUUCCUAGAGACGUGAGAAAUACUGGGCAAAGAUUGGGUUUGAGUAGGCGUGCUGGAAGCGUUCUGCAAGAUGAACCAGAACCGUUAUCGUCACGAUUAGACUUGCGGUCUUCCAGAGGUCGACUCACAUCUUCACCUUCAGUAUUUACAUCAGACGAGUAUCGUGCGUGGUUGUCACGUGCUCCUUCAACAAGUGCUCUCUAUGAGACUCUUCGUCCUCGUUUACCAACGCAUUAUUCAGCAGAAAACAUUCAUGACGCACUUAAAAAUAUGGAAAGUGGUAGUCGCUUUGGCUCAUCGUUAGGACUAGCAAAUCGUCGAAUCGAGCGGCCGAGGCAUUUACCGGCUCGUUCACUUUCUUCCCAACAACUCGGGCCGACAGCCGGAGGAUCCCCGUCUGCUCGCCGCGUGAGGCAAUUACUAGAGUUGGGAUCGAGAUUCAACUGUCCGAAUCCAAGCCCCGUGCCUACACCAAGUUCGAGACAUCAGCGGCAUUUGGACAUCAAUCCCAAUGGUAAAAACAAUUUUUACCCUUUUUCAAAAUGCUACAACGAAAAAGAAAUAAUUCCAGAAUUCCUAAAGUAUAAAGUGGAGAAGCCGAGCACGGGAGGUCUAUCUGCGUCCAUGACUGGAUUGUCUCGUCUAUCUGGCGGAGUAUCGGGGCUGUUGUGGGUUCACCUGCUAGCGGGGCGGGGGCUCCGGCCGGCGCCAUCGGGUUCGUCUCCGGGGUCUCCACCUUCUGGACCGCUGGCACCUGCGCAGGCACCGGUAACGCCGAGAGACUUAUAUUGUGUCUUGGAAUGUGAUCGGGUGCAUAAAGCUCGGACUGUGGUUCGCACGGGAGAGUUACAAUUUGAUUGGGACGAAUCAUUUGAGCUGGAGCUGGUCGACAACAGGCAAUUGGAUGUGCUGGUUUACUCUUGGGAUCCACAACAUCGACAUAAAUUGUGUUACCGAGGCGCUGUUACCUUGCCAGAUCUACUUUCGCGUUCUUCGUCACACCAGCUCGCUAUUAAAAUGGAACCUCGGGGCACUCUUUACGUACGUUUUCGUCACACGGAACCACACGAGUUAUUCCGAAGGCGGCCAGCGCCAACUCGAAUAUCUCCUCCGCCAUUAUUCGGUGCUGAACUUGAUACUGUCGUAGCGAGAGAAGUUCGACCACCCCACGCACCACCAGUGCCGUUAAUAGUGCGACGGUGUGUCGAAGAAAUCGAAAGGCGAGGGUUGGAUAUAAUUGGUCUUUACCGAUUGUGUGGCUCCGCAAGUAAAAAGCGUAUACUACGCGAAGCGUUCGAAAGGAACGCGCGAGGCGUGGAAUUGACUCCUGACUCGGUGCCUGAUAUUAACGUGAUAACCGGGCUGUUGAAAGAUUAUCUGAGAGAGUUGCCGCAACCGUUGUUCAGCCGUUGUCUAUACCAAAUGACGUUGGAUGCUCUAGGAGUUUGUCUCCCUGACGAUAGAGAAGGCAACGCACGACUGAUGGCAUCCAUAGUGGAAUGUCUGCCUCGCGCCGCUCGCGCAACACUCGUCUUCCUUCUCGAACAUUUAGCGUUAGUUGUCGCUGCACAAGACCGCAACAAAAUGUCGCCGCAACAUCUCGCUGUUGCGUUAGCGCCGCCGCUGAUGUUGCACUCCCAGCCACCGACUGAUUUAGAUUACCAGAGGCCAAUACAUGUUCUGCAAUGUUUACUACAGAUUUGGCCUGCACCUAAACGUUCAGUUCGGCGCGGCGAGCCAGCAAUCGGGCCGCGUGGAAGCAAAGUCAGUGCGUCGCCAGUGGCCUCAGCCACCCUCCCCCAAGGCCGAGUUCCGCCCUCAGUCAGUCCAUAUCGGCCUCAAGUGGCAGCAUUAGCAGCAUCUCCGCCGCCAGCUCUCUCGGGUCGGCCCGUGCCAGACCGCUCGCCGCCCGCACAUGUUCUCUCAUCAGUCAGGGGAGGCCCAUAUCGUCCGCAGUCGCCUCUCCGCGGGCCACUGCCCGCUCCUCCUCGCUCCCGUCAAGUGACGGUCUCCUCGCCAGGCUCGCCCAGCAGUAGCUCGGGGAGCCACAGCCCCGCCGAUACCAUCAAACAUACCGGCUCGGUGUCCUCCAUACUGCGUCAGCCGGACCGAGCCGCGUCACCGCGUACCGCGUCACGGAACGGCUCUCCGCGCCACUCCCCGCGGCAUUCACCGCGAGACUCGCCGCGCUCGCACACACCCCGUGAGUCCACACCGCGGGAGAACACCACCCGUGAGUCCACACCUAGAGAAAUGACGCCGCGUGAGUCCAGCCCGCGAGAGUUGACGCCGCGCGACUCGCCCCGUACCGCCAUCCCCGGCACCUCGGCCGGACUAGCGGUCACUCUCAACUCGUCGGGUGCGCUAAGUCCACGCUACAAUUCUACCAACCCGUUCCUGCAGCAGUACGACGCGGAGGAGGAGGCGGAGGCUUGGCGAGCCGCCGACAUAUUCUCCUCGCCCUCCACGCACACAUAG